Messenger RNA from Prunus armeniaca (apricot), 246 nucleotides. Lineage: Eukaryota; Viridiplantae; Streptophyta; Magnoliopsida; Rosales; Rosaceae. The record is from the annotation of a GenBank genome assembly.
AUGCCGGUAAGUUCGACGAUGAUCGGAGCCCUACUGGGACUGGGGACCCAGAUGUACUCCAAUGCCCUCCGCAAGCUCCCUUACAUGCGCCAUCCUUGGGAGCACGUGCUGGGCAUGGGAUUGGGUGCGGUGUUCGUAAACCAGCUCGUGAAAUGGGACGAACAGCUGAAAGAGGACCUUGAUAAGAUGCUCGACAAGGCGAAGGCCGCCAACGAGCGCCGAUACAUUGAUGAAGAUGAUGAUUAG